Pistacia vera is the source of this 1604-nucleotide messenger RNA. RefSeq names its product E3 ubiquitin-protein ligase RGLG2-like. The record is from RefSeq and is a predicted model, not a curated record. Bases 318 to 1574 code for a protein of 418 amino acids. NCBI's taxonomy places the organism in Eukaryota, Viridiplantae, Streptophyta, Magnoliopsida, Sapindales, Anacardiaceae. The transcript has 10 exons.
CGGCGCUGUUUGAACAAGUCAUGUUAAGCGGCCGUUUUUUUAAGUUUUUGGUCUUUGUUUCAUAUGCCUAGUUUUUCUAUGCAGAAAUUUCGUUUUUAAUUUCAUUGUCAUAUUGAUAAACCAUUCAUUCUUCUAUUUGCUCAGUCAUUCAUUACGAAUUUUUAGCAAAUUCCAGGUAUUUCAAUUGGGUUUGUGAUAAAGUCAAGAACUUUGAUGUAUAAAUGCCUUGUUAAGGCUGUUUAUUUGGUGAAGUUAUAUAAAUCGUUUCCUCGGGGAAUAAAGUUUUUUAGUUGUAUUUUGAGUAGAUUCUGUUGGUGAUGGGAGGUAAAAGCUCGAAAGGGUCGACUGGGAGACAUUAUUCUUCAAGAGGAUCUGCUAGCUCUUCUUCGUGGAACAAUUACGGCUACCCGCCAUCGUCAUAUCCACCACAGAGCCCAUAUUACACUACGCCCCAGCAUCACUAUGCGCCUCCACCCUCAUAUAAUUAUGGAUCACAAACGCCCCAGCCUCAAAGGAGAUUAGAUAGGAAGUAUUCAAGGAUAGAUGAUAACUACCAGACUUUGGAACAGGUUACUUCUGCUCUUGCACAUGCCGGCUUGGAGUCUUCUAAUCUCAUUGUUGGUGCAAGGUCAUUCAACCGGAGAAGUUUGCAUCACAUUGGACAUGGUCAAAAUCCCUAUGAACAAGCAAUAUCCAUUAUUGGACAGACUUUAUCCGCUUUUGACGAGGAUAAUUUAAUUCCUUGUUUUGGAUUUGGAGAUGCAUCAACACAUGAUCAAGAUGUCUUUAGUUUCUAUCCAGAUGAGAGAUUCUGUAACGGAUUUGAGGAAGUGCUGCAACGGUAUAGAGAAAUUGUUCCCAGCCUUCGACUUGCAGGACCAACUUCAUUUGCACCCAUUAUUGAUAUGGCCAUGACCAUUGUUGAGCAAAGUGGUGGCCAGUACCAUGUUUUGCUAAUAAUUGCUGAUGGGCAGGUUACAAGAAGUGUUGAUACACAGCACGGUCAACUAAGCCCGCAAGAGCAAAAGACAAUUGAUGCAAUUGUUAAAGCAAGCCAAUUCCCUUUGUCAAUAGUUUUAGUCGGUGUUGGAGAUGGGCCUUGGGACAUGAUGAAGGAGUUUGAUGAUAACAUCCCUUAUCGGGCAUUCGAUAAUUUUCAGUUUGUGAACUUCACAGAGAUCAUGUCAAAGAACAUGGAUCCGUCCAGGAAGCAGACGGAAUUUGCUCUUUCAGCAUUGAUGGAAAUACCUUCUCAAUAUAAAGCAACUAUUGAGCUUGGCAUACUAGGCCGCAAGCAGGGAGUAAAUGCUCCAGACAGGGUUUCUCUUCCCCCGCCUCUCUAUAAUGCAUCAUCAUUCAACGGCAGAAGCUCAAAACCACCAUCACGCUCAAGCAGUUUUCAGCAAUCUAGACCUCCCUAUUCUGGAUAUGAAGCACAGGAGCCUGCUCAUUCUGGAUAUGAUACACCAGUCAGCACAGCACCAUCUUCAAGUUCUUUAUAUGAUAACCAGUUAUGCCCCAUUUGUCUUACUAAUCCAAAGGACAUGGCCUUGGCUGUGGACUCAGGUAAAUAACUACUUUGUAUAUCCUCCACUUUAUUUGAC